AUGAACAGCCAGAAGUUCCAACACUCAUUUGUUGAUGGACCCCGACUGCACGAUAUCAGCCGGAAGAGUAGACAGCGGCGCUUUCCGCACCUAUCCCGGGAACUACUACUCCACCCUUCGAGUAUCAAUUAUACUGCUCAACAAGAUCGAAGACUUCGUUGUUCACGCCAAUCAGCACUACAAGUAGAGAUUUUCAAAGCGAGUCUCGAUAAUGGCUGUCAGGGAUGUUGUGGAACAUGUAUUGGGCUAAGGCACUCAGGCAGAGCCCUCUCAUCACCGUCCGUCCAACUGAGCAUGCGCGGUCUCUCCGAUCUCCACCAGAAACUACGCAACAGGAGAUUCCCGAUUGAAAUGGAAUAUCCGUCAGUACCGAAUGCGUGUGGUAUCCUGGCAAAAGCAAGGCAUCCCUUUGGACCGCGUAUCAUUGCAAACACGAACGAUAAUAUACAAAACGACAUCGACAAGGUCAAUGGACUAAUUGCAAUUGAAGCGGGCUCGGUAGCGGAAGAUAGGCCCAAGGAUAAGAUGACGGAGCAGAGGAAAUAG
This is a messenger RNA of Marasmius oreades (fairy-ring Marasmius), 546 nucleotides long. RefSeq lists its product as uncharacterized. The record is from RefSeq and is a predicted model, not a curated record. Bases 1 to 546 code for a protein of 181 amino acids. The transcript has 6 exons. NCBI's taxonomy places the organism in Eukaryota, Fungi, Basidiomycota, Agaricomycetes, Agaricales, Marasmiaceae.